UUGAAAAUACCAGGCGCCGACCAGGAACAUGGUCUAGUAAAAGACAUUAUGGUUAGCACCAUGUUACAGGCGCGUCGACGCGGCACAAUUUGGUUGGCAGCACAAAGCGCCACGCGAAUCCUGCGCUCUCUGGAAUGUGUGCUCGUUUGGUUUGGAUUGUCGCCAAAUUCCAUCGAGCAAAACAUAGAAAAUGACUUCUUUUCCUUUACGGCCACAGAGCUCACGGACCCAGGUUUUGUUUGAAGAGUUUCUAAAAGUGCACCAAUUUUGCGCGACACGAUGUCAUGGCGAAUUCGCCCGUUACUUUACACCGCACCUUCGAGCGGGAUCCAUCACAACCCGCCCGUGAAAAUGGCAUGUCGUUGAGUCUUGCUUUAGCAUUGCAAGACGAAGCCUUGGGUACUACACCAUUGAGCCAUCAGCAGACCGCCAUAUCUCUUCUGAAAGCAGACAUUCCCUACAUUACCGCUGCCAUUCCGCGCAUCCUUUCCGCCCUGAUAAUCUCAAUCAUCAAUCGGGGGCGGAAGACGAGCUGGGCUGAUCUACGUGAAGCGAUAUUGUAUUCUCUUUUAUCGCUCCUCCAGCUUCAGUUUCUUCUUUCGAUCUGUCUCCUCUGGCCAGUGGUACCGGGUAUCAUUCUCUUACCUUGGCUAAGUUUACAAGCUGUCUCGAUUUGGAUUCUCCUCCACGUUGCAAAUAAUCAGCCGAUAUCUUUCAAAUAUACCGCAAAUCAACUUGGAGAUGAUGCGCUGAUUGACGAGGAGUGUCACUUGGAUUGGUUCGUCAUAGGCGGUUUAAUGGAUAAUGAACGUAUGCGCCGGGAGCUCCCGCCAAAACUUGCGAGGAUCUUCGGUCACGAUAUGCACAUUUUCCUACCCCGUAGGCUCGGCUUCAUUUUCGAUAUAGUUCUCACACUUUUUCAACGGAAUGUUUAUAUUCCAACUGGAACAUCAGUGGCCUUGUAUCAAGCUAUACGGACAAGCCUUCUGAAGCCAGAAACAAGCGGCGUGCGCAUCCUCGCGCAUCACACAGGAACUCUCGAUGUUUCAUGGCUGCUUGCCCGUCUCUGUUCUGACUUUCCUUCUGGGGCUCAAUUAAGCAAGCUUCAGGUGUUUACGUUUGGUGCCGCAUCAAUUGAAAUGACCUUACCCCUUGGCCGCGCUUACCAAAAAAGCGAAGACAAUACCAGUCCAAGUUCACCUUCGAUUACCCACUUCGCCUUUACAGACGACCCGUUCGCGCAAUUUGGGGUGCUUCUGGGGAUUCGCCAAAGGUUGGAAGGCCGAUUUGUAGGCAGUUUGUAUACCAUACGCGGAACUAUUCAGGUACCGACGAGAUCUUGCCUACUUCCUCGGGAUUGUCAUUAUACAUUUGAUGACUAUCUCGACGCCCUAGUGCCCAGUGGAGAUCCCCAUGCUGGCGUUCUUGGUCAAAUAUGUAAGGUCGACCGCGAAUUGAGCGAAAUGCGAGAGUUAGCCGCACUUGCGCAAAGUGUCGCCAACGAACGGCUCAGGACGCGCCGAACACGCCUCAGCUGGACGGCUCUUGGCGCGAUAGCAAAUAAUACGUCUAGUGGACAUAAAGGUCACGACGAUAUGGCGGGGCCUUACUCACUAGAAGAAGUGCGAAAGAAAGUUAAGUCUUUGGAAGGUCUAAAGGGAUACGAGGACAACCCGUUUGCAGAUGCCGUGAUACAUCGAUACCGGCCACGCCCCAAGAACCACACGCCAACUCAGGAAGCCAUAAAAGGGCCAAGAGGCCGUCGCACCGGGAUUAAUAAGUGUGACAACAGAAGAAGAGGAAGCUAGCAUAUAAUAUGAUAUGAUAUGAUAUGCAUAUUAAAUAUAAUUCUAUAAUACCUAUAUUUACU
This is a messenger RNA of Annulohypoxylon maeteangense, 1870 nucleotides long. RefSeq lists its product as uncharacterized. The coding region runs from base 285 to 1808 and encodes 507 amino acids. The transcript has a single exon. The record is from RefSeq and is a predicted model, not a curated record. Lineage: Eukaryota; Fungi; Ascomycota; Sordariomycetes; Xylariales; Hypoxylaceae.